AUGAUCAAGCUCAUUCUUCUAACAUCCCUACUGUCGGUCACACACGGCUGGAUUGCACAGAAAAGCUCCAUUCGAAAGACUCAGUCAUUCUUGCGAAAUCAUCUAUCAGAUGACAACUUCAAUCCCUGCUGGCAGGAUCUCUAUGACGAUGAUUGCUCCAUGGAUGCCGUCUACCAAUCCAGCUUUGUAGCCAGUGAAUGGCUCAAGAGUAUGCCAUGCGCUGCAGGCAUUGAUGACUGUGACAUUCCAGACGAACUGAAACUGCCAGGAAAUAAGCAUGGAGAGGAUAACAUGGCCUCCAUUGAUAUUCUCAAGGCCUUGAAUAUCAAGAGAGCCGCCCCAAUCUCGAAGCAGGACAAUAAGCUUGAGCCGUAA
This is a messenger RNA of Cylindrotheca closterium, 375 nucleotides long. The record is from the annotation of a GenBank genome assembly. NCBI's taxonomy places the organism in Eukaryota, Bacillariophyta, Bacillariophyceae, Bacillariales, Bacillariaceae.